AUGCGCGUGGCAAUGGCGUCCCAAUUUUCUUCGAUCGAACUGUCAGAAAGAGUCGAACUAAGUGAGCUGAAGAAAUCAUUCAAAAGAGAUGGAUACUUCAGACUGAAUUACUUUCUGACGCCAGAGGAGAUACAAAAUAUUAGAUCUCACCUUGAGGAAUACCAGGAGAAAAUUGUACCUACCAUUCCAAAUAGGUAUGCCUUCUAUGAAAAUAAGGCAGACGAGAGUACGUUGAUACGUCUAGAAAGAAUGCUAGGAUUCAGUGACUUCUUCAAAGAGUUGGCAGAAGGUGUUUUCAAAGAUAUAGCUGAGCUUUUGAUGGAAGAAAAAUGUGAAGUAAACAAUGUCUCAUAUUUUUGUAAGCCUCCGGGGGCAAAACCAACUCCGCCACAUCAGGAUGGUCAAUAUUUUAUGCAUUCAAAGGAUGCGUUUGUGACACAGGAAGAAACUCAAGAGGUCGGUCCCGGUACACUAUUGGGGCAUCAUCCACUGACAAUUCAUCUCGCCGGAGAGAACAGAAGCAAAAGAUGGCGCCCUGCUCUGUGUUACAGUAGUGAGCUACAUGUAUAUUAUAUUCUACUAUAUUCACCUAUAGUUUAA
Messenger RNA from Owenia fusiformis, 600 nucleotides. The record is from the annotation of a GenBank genome assembly. Lineage: Eukaryota; Metazoa; Annelida; Polychaeta; Sabellida; Oweniidae.